AUGUGCAUUCACAGUCCAUGGUUCACACUUCCGCCGUCGCCUGCGGCCGAUGGCGCCAUCCCCCUCAUGCCUGCAAGCAGGAAAGAAGACCCUUUCUCUCCCCACGACGAUGACACGGAGCAGUACACAGACAUUGGUACCGCCCUCAGCCUUUGCGACGGGGAUAAUGCGAUUCACCAUCUGGCCUCUCUGCGGUACUUUGGCGUCUCGGCCACACCUCUUACCUCAGAAGGACUAAAAAAGCUGCUGGGCCGCCUGCAAUCCUUGCGACACCUCGCCAUCUACCUCAACUAUGCGAAGGAGUUCCGUACCAUUGGAUGCCUUGGCGAGCUGAAGCAUCUGGCCCGGGUGACGGUACACACGUGUCCCAGCAUCACCAGUCUCCACGGCAUUGAGUGCAGCACUUCGCUGACGGAGAUCAACUUGACCAGCUGCAUCAAUCUUUCCUCUAUCACGUCACUGGUGACCUUGCCUACGUUGCGGUCGCUGCGGAUCAACGGCUGUGCAGCCGUCGCACCGUCCCCCUUCAUGGAGGCCAUUCUGUACUCUCCUCCCGCCUCUUCUUCUUCUGACGAGGGUGAGACGAACCGCCGCGCUCUCCAGCGUCUUAGUUACCUGCAGCUCAGCGAACUGGACAACAAUUGCGACAACCUGUCGGCUCUUCGUUUCCUUCCUCUGUUGACGGCCCUUGACCUCCACUUGACGGCAACGGACAAUAACGCAGUGGUGGUGAUCGCGAAAAACUGCGUGCAUCUACAGGCGCUGUCGUUGGCGGAGUGCUUUGUGAUCUCCGAGAUUGAGCCGCUGGCGGCGUUGCCGUACCUGUCGCAUCUGCUGCUGCGCAACACUACUAUCAGUGACGCAAGUCUCCGGCGUUUCUGCGAAGGAGUACCGCCGUCCCUCCGCGUGCUGGAUAUCAGUGAGUGUGACGACAUCACCGACUGCUGCUGCGUAACCAGCAUCGAGACGCUGACGCGGAUCAAUGCGCAGGGAACACGCGUUACGGCUGAAUCUGUCUAUGAGCUAGUGAAGGACACCGUGACAAUGGACAAUACACCGCGAACGAUGGGCGUCUCGUUGGAGACGGUUGACCUGCGAGGGUGCACGCAGCUGAAGAAUAUCUCUUCCUUGUUCGCUGGGAGGCGAUAA
Messenger RNA from Bactrocera neohumeralis, 1149 nucleotides. Its product is annotated as putative adenylate cyclase regulatory protein. NCBI's taxonomy places the organism in Eukaryota, Metazoa, Arthropoda, Insecta, Diptera, Tephritidae. Bases 1 to 1149 code for a protein of 382 amino acids. The record is from RefSeq and is a predicted model, not a curated record. The transcript has a single exon.